This is a messenger RNA of Toxorhynchites rutilus septentrionalis, 5988 nucleotides long. RefSeq lists its product as uncharacterized. Lineage: Eukaryota; Metazoa; Arthropoda; Insecta; Diptera; Culicidae. Gene Ontology annotation, biological process: DNA integration. The record is from RefSeq and is a predicted model, not a curated record. The transcript has a single exon. Gene Ontology annotation, molecular function: nucleic acid binding. Bases 1 to 5988 code for a protein of 1995 amino acids.
AUGUUGGAUCGGACCACAAACGCUCCAGACAGAACCGGUAAACAAGCUACCGCAGAUCAUCGAAACCUUAUUGGCUCAACCCCGGAAGUUUCAAGUCUCCAUAACAUGGUAGAUCCGCCCGCGGGUACAUCUAAAUCUACCGUUGUACAACAAAGUACGUCGAAGGUGCCAUGUUCAUGUUUGGAAUGUGAGAAACCGGACACUAGUAGCAUGGUCCAAUGCGACAAGUGUGAUGGAUGGGCUCAUUAUUCAUGUGUAGGUGUGGAUGAAGACAUUGCGGACCGAAGUUGGAACUGCUCGAAAUGUGAAAUCGCGGGAGCAUACCGGAAAGGUAAACUGAAGUCCAAGAAGAUCUCAUCAUCGCUGAAGACAUCGAACGCCAAGGACCGGAAGAAGACGUUACUUGUUGCGAUAGUGAAAGGUGGCGGAAAGAAGACGACAUCGAAGGUUGUUAAAAAGUCAACCGAUAAUGGUCAUGCUAAGGAAUCUGCUGAUACAGAAGCAUGCGGAAGAGGUGGAAUGUCUGUGGAUAAAACUAAUGACACGGCGCAGAAGGCUAAAUCGAUUGUUUCUGCGUCUUCCUUUAAAUCUGCCAAAGCACGUUUGGAGGUUCGCUUGAAGCAGAUUGAAGCAGAAGAAACGCUGAUGGCAGAAGAAAUGAAACGUAAGCGCGAGCUAGUAAAUAAGAAGUUCGAAGUCCUCAAGGAGUUGGCUGACCUGGAAGAUGAUGGUGAAUCUGUGGACGAUACACCAAACUCUCACGGUAAAGUGGAAGGUUGGCUGAAGGACAACGACAGAAAAUUCGUAAAAGAAAAACACGAUUCAGAGCACGAUGGAGAGGAUAAGUUUGAGGAUGACGCCAGCAACAGUGAAGAGGACGUUUCUGUCGACAACGAGAGCAACGAAGUAUCUGGAGAUGAGUCAGAAAUGGGAGAUGAAGAAGUGUUGGAAGAGAACCAUGGCAUAGAAUCAUUCAAACCCGGAAGGCAAUCGACGAUGAAGGAUGCAGCUAGUAGAACGUCAGGAGCGGGAUCUAAGAGUCAUUUACAAAGAUACAAACGACUCACUAAAGAUGAGUUAGCAGCGCGUCAGGUCGUUCCACGUGAAUUGCCCAAGUUUAGCGGCAAUCCCGAAGAAUGGCCAAUGUUCGUCUCAACCUACGAAGAUACCACAGAAAUGUGUGGGUACACCGAAGCCGAGAAUAUGAUCCGCUUAAGAAAUUGCUUGAAGGGGGAAGCGUUUUAUGCAGUUCGCAGUUUUCUCAUGCGCCCGGCAACGGUGGGAAAAGCAAUGAAUGCCUUAAAGUUGCGGUUUGGAAGACCGGAGACAAUCAUCGAGUACCUUAAGGACAAGAUCCUGUCGUUGCCGGCUAUCAAAGGAGAAGCAAUAAAUAAGAUCGUUGAUUUUGCUCUUGAGGUGCAGAACUUGAGUGCCACCAUAGAAGCUUGCGGAAAAAUGGAGUAUAGCUCUGACGUAACUCUACUGAAGGAAUUAGUGAACAAAUUACCACCUCACAUCAGGCUUGAUUGGGCGAAGUACCGGAAGAACAAAUCAAAGGUGAAGCUUUCUACAUUCAGCCGUUGGAUAUAUGGUCUGGCAGAGGACGUAAACGUUGUUUUCGAACCACAGUUUCGAGUAGGAAAACAGAAGUACGUGAAUACCCAUUCAGAAGAGGUUGGUAAAGAGGAGUCACAGAAAAUCCCUCAGAAACCUGUAGCGAAGGCUGAUUCCUCAACGAGCGCAGCAGCAGAUAAAAACAAAAGUUGUUUGGUGUGCAAAGGUGGUUGUACGAACGUCGGGAAAUGUAAACGAAUCCAUGAGUUAUCGUAUGAGGCAAAAUGGGCGACCAUCCGGGAAUUCCAUCUAUGUCGUAGGUGCUUACGACGCCAAAAAGGAGGCUGUGAUGGUGCGUGUGGAAAAAAUGGAUGUACCUUUAGACACCAUGCGUUGUUACACAAGGAUCUCAACGAUACGGUUACUGUUGGGGAAUCCGGAAAUGACACUUCACGUCGAAUGCAAAACGAGGAGCGCAACAUUAAUACUCAUCUAUCCGGCAGUGGUCCAGGUACUUUCCGCUAUGUGCCCGUUACGCUCUAUGGAAAUAACAAGCAGGUGAAAUGCUUCGCCUUCCUUGAUGAUGGAUCGGAGCUGACUCUCGUUGACGAGGAAUUAGUUAAAGAGUUGCAGCUUUCUGGAGUACUGCACCCACUUUGUCUCAAAUGGACCGGAGGUACACAUCGUUUCGAGUCGAACUCGCACAGCGUAAAUAUUGAGAUCUCCGGUCACGAAGGCAAACGAUAUCGGCUUCAAGACGUCAGAACGGUUAAAGAGCUUCAGUUACCUUGUCAGUCGCUGGACAUGAACUAUCUCGAACGCGAGUUUAGCUAUUUACGAAAUCUUCCUAUCGAUUCUUACUCAGAAGUCCGUCCCCGAAUCUUGAUCGGCCUCAAGCACGCCAACAUAAUGCUGGUACGCAAAAGCCGUGAAGGUAAAAUGAGUGAACCUAUCGCGGUGAAGACUAACCUUGGCUGGGUCGUUUAUGGUGUUCAAUCAACGGUGGAUUCCAUGAAUACUAGUCACACCUACCAUAUCUGCACUUGCAGUGAGACGGAUGAUACGAAACUCCAUCAAAUAGUGAAAAAUUAUUUCUCACUGGACAGUGCAGGAAUCAUCAAGCAAGAACGCACAUUGUUAUCCAGAGAAGAUGAGCAAGCUGUGGCGCUUCUGGAAUCCCGUACUCGCUACAACGGUGAACGGUUCGAAACCGGAUUACUGUGGCGAUCAGAUGGUAUCCGUCUACCGAAUAACAGAUCAAUAGCAGAUCGGCGUUUUAAAUGCUUGGAAAAUCGCAUGGAUAGAGAUAAGGAACUGGCGAAGGUCCUACACGAAAAAAUGGCAGACUACCGAACGAAGGAUUACAUUCGGAAGUUAUCACCGGAAGAGCUCGCCGAAAAUCACGAGCGUGUGUGGUAUCUUCCUAUCUUUCCUGUCAGCAAUCCCAACAAACCAGGAAAGAUAAGGAUUGUAUGGGACGCUGCAGCCGCAGUUCACGGAGUUUCCUUGAAUUCAGCGUUGCUCACCGGCCCGGACCAGUUGUCGUCAUUGGUUGGAAUUCUGUACCAGUUUCGAGAACAUAGAAUCGGUAUUUGCGCAGAUAUCCGGGAAAUGUUCCACCAGGUGAGGAUUCUUCCUGAAGACCAACACUGUCAACGGUUUCUCUGGCGUGAUGAUCCCGAGCAAUGUGAGCCGAGCAUCUACGUAAUGCAAGUAAUGACAUUUGGUGCCUGCUGUUCGCCAAGCGCUGCCCAGUUCGUGAAGAAUCGGAAUGCGGAGCGGUUUCAAAAUGUGCACCCAGAGGCGGUGGCGAUUAUCAAGUACAAACAUUAUGUGGAUGAUAUGGUGCUGAGUACGCAGACGGUGGAAAAAGCUAUCGAGUUGGCUACAACAGUGCGAUUCAUUCACGAGCAGGGUGGAUUUGAAAUCCGCAACUGGGUGUCUAACUCACCGGAAGUGUUGGCCAAAAUCAACGGCAUAACGGUAACUGAGAAAAAUUUGGAUUUAACUUCGGAGCUGGCGAGUCAAAAGAUUCUCGGUAUGUGGUGGGAUACCCAAGCCGACACCUUCAAGUAUAAGAUCUGUUGGUCCCGAUUUGAUAGUGAUCUUUUAGAAGGAACCCGGCGUUCGACGAAACGUGAGAUACUGAGGACGUUGAUGACCAUUUACGAUCCUCUAGGGCUUAUCGAACAUUUUAUGGUUUUGUUGAAGAUUCUUCUACAAGAAGUGUGGAGGGCUGAUGUAGGAUGGGACGAAUCAAUUCCCCAGGCACAGUUCGAGAAUUGGCAAGUUUGGCUGAAGUUGCUUCCGGAAUUAGAGAAACUGCAAAUCUCACGAUGUUACCAGCGGAAUACAACUGUGGACGAAGAAACCAUCGUAGAAAUGCACACGUUUGUUGACUCCAGUGAAACAGCAAUGGCAGCUACGGUAUAUCUACGCUUUGUCAGGAACGGUGAUGUGGAUUUCACGCUUGUGGGAGCUAAAACCCGUGUGGCACCAAUCAAGUAUACGUCCAUCCCAAGAUUGGAGCUCCAGGCUGCAGUAAUAGGGUGCAGGCUAGCUUCCAGUAUAAAAAAGAACCUGAACUUCAAAAUCUCGAAGCACGUUUUCUGGACGAACUCGCGGAAUGUCCUCUGCUGGUUGCGCUCCGACCACAGACGAUACAGUGUGUUUGUCGCGUCGAGAGUUGGCGAAAUCCUGGAAUCAACAGAUCUGCAAGACUGGAGAUGGGUGCCUACUGGUUCCAAUGUGGCUGACGAUGGAACUAGAUGGAAAACCCGACCGGAUUUGACAUCAGAAAGUAGGUGGUAUAUGGGCCCCGCGUUCCUGAAAAAGUGUGAAGCAGAAUGGCCGGUCCUUCCCAUCAAAACUGUCUCUACCGAGGAGGAGCUACGACCGAGACUAUUAGUUCACUGUCUAGCACCGGCAUCAGUGAUCGACGUUGGGAGGUUUUCGAGUUGGCGUACAAUGAUAGCGGUGACAGCCUGGGUAUUCCGGUUCUUUUCAAACCUCCGCCAUCGAAUCAGCGGAGAAUCAACAACGUCAGGGCCAAUUGCAAGCGAAGAGCUGCGUCGAGCCGAACAGUAUCACUUCAAGCAAGCUCAACGGGAGGUCUACCAAAACGAAAUCACUGUUUUAAAAACAUGUGAUAGUAACGGAACGUACAAACACCUUCAAAAAAGCAGUCCUUUAUACAAGCUGAGCCCGUUUGUAGAUGAAUUCGGUGUCCUGAAAAUGAGAGGGAGAACGGGAACUUGCACAUACUUACACGCCGAUGCAAGAAAUCCAACAAUUCUACCACCAAACCAUCCGAUAACGUCGCUGCUUCUCCGCUAUUAUCAUGAAAGGUACCUGCACCGCAAUCACGAGAUUGUUGUGAAUGAAGUCCGUCAAAAAUACCGCAUCUUCCGUCUUAGACCGGCCCUUGCAAAAAUCCGAAAAAAUUGCCAAUGGUGCAAGAACCGCGAUGUACUUCCUCAGCCUCCGGAAAUGGCAGAUCUCCCAGAAGCUAGGUUGGCAGCGUACACUAGACCUUUUGCUCACGUGGGGAUUGAUUAUUUUGGACCAAUUGAAGUAUCUGUGGGUCGGAGGAUCGAGAAGCGAUGGGGAGUUUUACUGACCUGUCUGACAACCAGAGGGGUCUAUAUUGAAGUAGCUAGCACUCUAACGACUAACUCUUGUAUAAUGGCCAUUAAAAACUUCAUUGUACGGAGGGGAACGCCAGUCAGUUUCUACAGCGACUGUGGCACUAACUUUGUAGGCGCUAGCAAGGUGCUUCGAGAAGCCUUGCGCGAAGUUGACCGACACCAGUUGAUGCGAGAGUUCGUGACACCAACUACGUCCUGGCACUUCAACCCACCUGCUUCGCCCCACAUGGGUGGAAUCUGGGAGCGCCUAAUACGGUCGGUAAAGCGCAAUCUGAUGGAAGUCCUUGCAGUGAAGCACACUACUGACGAGGAGUUGCGGAAUGCGUUGACGGAGAUAGAGGGUAUACUCAAUUCGAGGCCACUAACGCAUGUUCCCAUCGAAGACGAAGCAGCUGCAGCAUUGACACCAAACCAUUUUAUUUUGGGGUCAUCGGAUGGAUCUAAACCGCUAACCCUGAUUGAUGACGACAAAGCGAAUCUACGGUGGGGAUGGCCAACAUCUCAGUGGUUGGCCAAUCUUUUCUGGAAGCGCUGGAUCAGAGACUACCUCCCUGAAAUAUCCCGGCGCACGAAGUGGUACGAAAAGGUAAAGCCAUUAGAAGUUGGAGAUAUCGUGCUCAUCGUCGACGUCGACAACCCGAGGAACUGUUGGCCAAAAGGAAAAGUUAUCGGUGUGGUGUCCAGUGGUGGCCAAACGCGUAAAGCGACGGUACAGACUAGCAGCGGUGUUUAUGAAAGACCGGUGGUGAAGCUGGCGGUAUUGGAUGUCCGUCGCGGAGUCGAGUAA